CAGCCUCCAACAAAAACUCUUUUCUCUCGAAAGAAAAAGUGAUAAGUCUCACAAAUUUGUUAUGGCUUCAAAGAGGAUUCAGAAGGAAUUGAAGGACUUGAAGAAAGACCCCCCUGCUUCCUGCAGUGCAGGACCUGUAGGUCAGGAUAUGUUCCAUUGGCAAGCUACCAUAAUGGGUCCAUCUGACAGUCCGUUUUCUGGGGGUGUUUUCCUUGCAUCUAUCCAUUUCCCUCCAGAUUAUCCAUUCAAGCCCCCAAAGGUCUCUUUCAAAACCAAGGUUUUCCACCCAAACAUCAACAAUAAUGGUAGUAUUUGUCUUGAUAUCCUAAAGGAACAAUGGAGCCCUGCUCUUACUGUAUCCAAGGUGCUGCUUUCUAUUUGCUCUUUGCUUACUGAUCCCAAUCCAGAUGAUCCUUUAGUGCCAGAGAUUGCUCACAUGUACAAGACAGAUAGACCGAAGUAUGAGAGUACUGCCAGAUCAUGGACCCAGAAAUACGCAAUGGGUUGAACACAUCUGUUUCUACUUUCAUGAAUAUCAUCGAACCUUUAUUCUAUAGUAGUAAAUAAACUUAGGCAUGGUGCACAAUUUAUAGAAAAAAAA
Solanum pennellii is the source of this 601-nucleotide messenger RNA. RefSeq names its product ubiquitin-conjugating enzyme E2 28-like. Lineage: Eukaryota; Viridiplantae; Streptophyta; Magnoliopsida; Solanales; Solanaceae. Gene Ontology annotation, cellular component: nucleus. The transcript has a single exon. Gene Ontology annotation, molecular function: ubiquitin conjugating enzyme activity. Gene Ontology annotation, biological process: protein polyubiquitination. The record is from RefSeq and is a predicted model, not a curated record. The coding region runs from base 62 to 508 and encodes 148 amino acids.